Cutaneotrichosporon oleaginosum is the source of this 1434-nucleotide messenger RNA. RefSeq lists its product as uncharacterized. The record is from RefSeq and is a predicted model, not a curated record. Gene Ontology annotation, molecular function: ATP hydrolysis activity; proteasome-activating activity; ATP binding. Gene Ontology annotation, cellular component: proteasome regulatory particle, base subcomplex. Lineage: Eukaryota; Fungi; Basidiomycota; Tremellomycetes; Trichosporonales; Trichosporonaceae. Gene Ontology annotation, biological process: proteasome-mediated ubiquitin-dependent protein catabolic process.
CCCUCGUCUCCCUACAGCACUCCCUCACCAUGUCCACGCCAGCAUCAGAUCCCCCUCCCCCGAACCCACCCCCGCAGGCCGACAAGCCUGCUGAAAGCUCUGCAGACGCCGAGACCGCUGCCGCCACCGGCGAGGACGUCCGGAUGGAGGAGAGCCCAAAGCCUGUCGAGGAGACCUGGGAUGACAUCCCGGACCAUGUCCUGAAGUCCGACGCGCAGGAGAUUCGCAUGCAGACGCGCAUGAUCGAUAACGAGGUGAAGAUGAUGCGCCAGGAGAACGUACGCCUCAGUCAUGAGCGCGACCAGAUGAUUGAGAAGAUCAAAGACAAUACGACCAAGAUCAAGCAGAAUAAGGUGCUGCCGUAUCUUGUGUCCAAGGUGGUGGAGAUCCUCGACGUUGAUGCCGAACCGCAAGAGGGCGCGGCGCACAAUGAGCACAACGCCAAGAAGUCGAAAUGCGCCGUCAUCAAGACGACAACUCGUCAGACCGUCUUCCUUCCCAUUAUCGGCCUCGUUCCCCACAAUGAGCUACAGCCCGGAGACCUGAUUGGCGUCAACAAGGACUCGUACUUGAUUCUUGACAAGCUGCCUGAAGAGUACGACGCGCGUGUGAAGGCAAUGGAGGUCGACGAGCGGCCUACGGAGAGCUAUGCCGACAUUGGUGGGCUGGACAAGCAGAUCGAGGAGCUGGUCGAGGCCAUUGUGCUGCCGAUGCAGCAGGCGGACAAGUUCAAGACGCUCGGUAUCACGCCACCGAAGGGAUGCCUGAUGUACGGCCCCCCAGGUACAGGCAAGACGCUGCUAGCGCGUGCGUGUGCUGCGCAAACGAGCGCGUGUUACCUCAAGCUGGCUGGACCGGCGCUCGUGCAGAUGUACAUUGGUGAUGGCGCCAAGCUCGUGCGCGACGCCUUUGAGCUCGCAAAGAAGAAGGCGCCCGCCAUCAUCUUCAUCGACGAACUGGAUGCUGUCGGUACCAAGCGCUUCGACAACAACAAGGCUGGUGACCGUGAAGUGCAGCGCACUAUGCUUGAGCUCCUUAACCAGCUGGAUGGAUUCUCAUCGGACUCGCGCAUCAAGGUGAUCGCUGCGACGAACCGUAUCGACAUUCUUGACCCCGCAUUGCUUCGUUCCGGGCGGCUUGACCGCAAGAUUGAGUUCCCUCUGCCAAACGAGGCGUCGCGCGAGCAGAUUCUCCAAAUUCAUGCACGCAAGCUCAACCACUCUGGUGUCAACUUCGAGGAACUCGCCCGCUCAACGGAGGACAUGAACGGCGCCCAGUUGAAGGCCGUGUGUGUGGAAGCCGGCAUGCUCGCGUUGAGGCAAAACGCAACGCAGCUGUCGCACGAGCACUUUAUUGGAGGUAUCCUCGAGGUGCAGGCCCGCAAGGCCAAGGAACACCACUACUUCGCGUAAGAGAUUCAUGCAUUGGACGAGC